Messenger RNA from Ostreococcus tauri, 1665 nucleotides. RefSeq names its product Asparagine synthase, glutamine-hydrolyzing. The record is from RefSeq and is a predicted model, not a curated record. Gene Ontology annotation, molecular function: asparagine synthase (glutamine-hydrolyzing) activity. The transcript has a single exon. Gene Ontology annotation, cellular component: cytosol. NCBI's taxonomy places the organism in Eukaryota, Viridiplantae, Chlorophyta, Mamiellophyceae, Mamiellales, Bathycoccaceae. Bases 1 to 1665 code for a protein of 554 amino acids.
AUGUUUCGCUCUCAGGGCGCUCGCGGGGCGCAAAUGUGCUCCGUGCUCGCGAUGUACGACCCGAACGCCGCUCUCGAGAGCGGGCGAGAGGAGCUCAUGCGAGAGCUCAGCGCGCGCAUGCGCACGCGAGGGCCAGACGGGUCCGGGUACUUCGGCUCAAAGCGAUACGGUCUCGCGCACGAACGGCUGGCGAUCAUGGAUCCGGAGGGCGGGAAGCAGCCGAUCGUGUACGAAGACGGCGCGAAGACGUACGCCGUGUGCGCGAACGGGGAAAUUUAUAACUUCCGUAAGCUCCAGGCCAAGUACGGUUUGACGGCUGCAAAGACGGGGAGCGACUCCGAGGUGUUGCUUCAGCUGUAUAAGCAUCUUGGAUGCGACUUUGUCAAGGAGCUCAAUGGGAUCUUCGGCUUCGUCGUGAUCGGUGACGAUGGCGAUCAUAUGAUCGCUGCUCGUGAUCACGCUGGUAUCAAGCCGUUGUACGUUGGCUACGGUGAAAACGGUGUCAUGUGGUUUGCGUCCGAGCUCAAGGCCAUCUGCGAUCAAAAGUGCGAGCGCAUCGAAGAAUUCCCGGCCGGCUACUACUGGACCCCGAAAGACGGCUUCGUGAAGUGGUACAACCCGGCAUGGGACUUUGAUGACGCCGUCGGCACGAAGGACACGUCCCACGUCCGCGCCAUCCUAGAGGAGGCCAUCUUGGACCAAACCAUGGCCGACGUACCGAUUGGACUCCUCCUCUCCGGCGGGUUGGAUUCAGCUGUCGUGUCGACGGUGCUCAAGCCCUUCUUGGAAAAGAGUGGCCAGGAGUACCUCUCUUUUACCGUUGGUCAAGAAGGUUCUCCGGAUGUAACCGCGGCUCGCAUGAUGUCCGAGUUCUUGGGAACGAAGCACCACGAGUACCUCUUCACCUCCGAGGAGGCGUGCGCAAACAUCGAGAACGUCAUCUACCACCUCGAAACAUACGAACCGGAGCUCAUUCGUUCCGCCAUCCCCAACUAUUUCUUGGCUAAGCUCACGUCUCAACACGUGAAGGUUGUGCUCACUGGCGAAGGCUCUGAUGAGCUUUUCGCUGGAUAUCUCUAUUUCCGCGAUGCUCCGAGCUCGAAACACGUGCAUAAUGAGCUGCGCAGAAUUUUCGGACACCUACACAACGUCAACUGCCAACGUGCUGACCGCAUGACUAUGGCGCACAGUUUGGAGGCUCGAGUGCCCUUCUUGGAUCCGCGCGUCAUCGACGCCGUCAUGGAAGUGGAUCCGCAGUACAAGACCAUCGAAGGCGAAGAAAAACCGGAGAAGCAUGCUCUUCGCGCGCUGUUCGACGGCGAAAUCCCAGAUCCCGUGCUUUGGCGCACGAAGGCCAUGCAGUGCGAAGGCGUCGGCCUCAACUGGGUGGAUGAUUUGCAAACGUUCUGCAACGAACAAGUGUCCGACGAGGAUUACGCCAAGGCCGAGGAAAUCUACCCCAUCAACCCUCCUCAAAGCAAGGAGGAAAUGUACUAUAGAAGAAUUUUCGAGAAGUACUACCACGGCAUGGAUAAGUUCGUCCACGUGUGGGAAGGUGGUUGUCGCGCUGGCGGUGCUGCCUGGGAGAACAAUCAGUACACUCGCGCUGGCGUCAAGAAUGUCAAACAGCUGGCGAAGGGUCUCACCGGCGUGCGCGGCGCGUGA